CUCAUACCACAUGCUGGUAUGCAUUGUCGCUAGUCUCCCAGCAUUGCAGCUGCCUCAGAUUGCCAAUGCACUCUUUGGCCGCUCGUUUGCUAUCUCUUCACGAACGCGCGGUCACAAAGUGCAUUUACAUCCCUUGAGUAUGUUCUGUAUGUACGGUUACUGUGUGUGUAUUCGAUCUAUUCUGGUUUCCAAUACAUCCACAUUACGCCCGAUGCAUCAGCACUUGAGUGCUGUCGAUGGACUGAUAUCAUUGCGUGGUUUACACGGCCCUCAGCCCAUGCAAGUAAUUUGCAUCCUGAGGCUUGCUCAUUCCACCGACUAUUUCGAGCUCUUCCUGUCUGAAUCAGUCAUUGCCAAUGCACUCCAAGUCAUGUAUCAUUCAAUGCAUUAUCUGCGCAACGAGGUUAGCCAGAAGUGUGAGUGGCUCGAGGUUGUGACAUUGUUCCUGUUGUUCGGUCCGACAAUCAACGUUCAAUCCAUUACGCACAUGGGUGGCUGAAGCUGAAAGCAGUCGUCUCUUGGUCUUGACCUCCAAUGCACCUCACUCUCCUGAACCUCACUGAGGAUUCGAUUGUCUUCACCUGCAACGACCGAUUGUCCGAGAAACACCACGACCUCCUUCCUCUGCCAUCAUCCGCAGUCCAUGCUACGCUCCCGAAGUUCUGCACUGCGACCUUGUCUACCGCUGGCGAGAAGCAGUCUGCUGUCGCGACGAUUCGUCUUUCUGGAGCCAAGGGUGGCUCAUGGGUCCCCAUCGAGGUUCCAGCAGGGUGUCCGUGGCGGGUGUAUCUGAGCAAGUGCGCUCGAGGACAGUACAAGCUAACGGUGCUACCUCAUCGAGAACUGGCUUCGUUCUUGUCUGACAUACCCGACGACGUCCCUCUAUCACAAUGCUUGUUACCCGGUACUCAUGACACAAUGGCAUUCUACGGGUGGCCGUUCUCGCAAUGCCAAUCCAUCUCGACCCCGCUGAACGUCCAAUUUCGAUCCGGAAUCCGGUUUCUAGAUAUACGACUUACACCGGUCCAGGGUCGUUUGAUCGCUUACCACGGCGCGUAUCCGCAGAAGACCCCGUUCCAAGACAUCCUCAUCACUGUGCAUGAGUUCCUGACCUCGGAGGAAGGCUCGAGGGAGACCGUCGUUAUGUCGAUCAAGCAGGAGGCGCCUUCAAACGUUUUCUCACAGCUGGUGCACGACGAGAUCGCUUAUGGACGGGGUGGACGUGAUAUGUGGUUCUUCGAGUCGCGGGUACCCACACUGGGUGAGGUCCGAGGAAAGGUUGUCUUGUUCAGUCGAUUCGGGAACGGAGAUGGCUGGGAAGGCGGGCUCAACGGCAUGGGGAUACAUCCGACCUAUUGGCCCGAUAGUGAGAAAGAUGGCUUUACCUGGAUGUGCAAUGAUACGGUAGUGCGCACAAAUGACUGGUACAGCAUCCCUUCGUUCCUGUCUAUACCCGAGAAAGUCGCUCUUGCGACGGCAGUCAUUGAGCCUCAUCCGACGGACGAGACAAUCCCCGCGCUGCCCAUCACCUACUUUUCUGCGGCCAGCUUUCCGCUUGCAGCACCGCAGACGAUCGCCCAGGGUUUUGGGUGGCCAAAGCUGGGCUUCGGAGUGGAAGGGGUCAACGACCGGCUCGGGAAAUGGGCCCUGGACCAGCUAGAGUCGGGCGGUCGGACUGAGAAGAAGGGCGAGCCAAGAAUCCGAGGCUGGGUCUUCCUCGACUACUACGAAGAGCCUCAGAACUCCCUCGUACCACUCCUUAUCGAGUUCAACCACCGGGGCAGGAAGGCCGGUCAGGAGGGUUGGUAAGAGGAAUGGAAUCCCCGUUGUGUAUGAAUUAACAGGGCUACUACACGAUUAAUCCAUUAAUGUGUACAUUACGGUUGUGCUCUUUCCUUGCCUUUACCCUCUAAUGCGGAAGACAGUCGAUUGAGUAACCUUCCCUGGGCUUCGACCAUGGAUUUCAAUUCAGUUAUCUGCUGGCUUAGUUCCAAUUGGUUGUGCGCCAGUUUCCGAUUCGACAAGUCAUCUGAUGGGCUCAGACGACGGGACGAGAUGAGCGGCGACUCGGGCUGGGAUCCUGGAGACUGCAAAGACCAUCUCAAAGACCGCAAAGUAGAUAACGAUGUAACGUACUUCACGAGCCAUGCGCUCCCAAACCAUGCUGAACUCUCUCCCCAGCACAAAACUUGGUAGGGCGAUGAGCAGCAGUCCGAAGAUGAGCAGAGGAAUUGUGAUCAGACGGCCGAGAAAUGAACGCGGGGUGAUUUCUCCGUAGCCCACAGUUGUUAUGGCUGAUAGAAAUGUGAGACGCCGCAGAAGAGGGCGAGCGACAACACGUACUGACUAGAACAAACCUGCGAGAGAUUUCUAGGUAAUUGGAAUGAGAAAUAGUAUGCGAACAUACCAGGCAGCCGCCGGGAUUGACUAGAAAGAUUUCAUCAAUCCACCAAAUAAAAUCUUGUCCAAAAAACGCACUGCAAAUUGUGAUGGGUCGCCGUCUGUAUUUAUAAACGUUCCAAGAAUAUCGUCCCAGGUACCGCGCUCGGCGAAAUAUCUGUCAAGAUCCUUAGCUAUUGGGCUCGGAGCUGAGAUGAGAAUCGUACAAAAGUGUACUGAACACGGUUAGGGCCAUGACAACAAAGAACCCGACAGCGAAAAGCGCGUGCUGAGAUUGUCGCACGGCAAUGUAUAUCACCUCUAUCGUU
Messenger RNA from Mycena citricolor, 2708 nucleotides. Lineage: Eukaryota; Fungi; Basidiomycota; Agaricomycetes; Agaricales; Mycenaceae. The record is from the annotation of a GenBank genome assembly.